CGAUUGUCUUACAUUCUCAGGAUUGCCCCUUCUAACAAUUCACAGCUGCUAAAUGCAACAUCGUGGUGACGUAUGUAGACAGUUUUAACUCUGUUUUAGCGUCCGCGCAAGCCAAUGCUGGAGCAAAUGGGAUAUAAAAUAAGGUAGUUCCCGGGGUUAUAUUCAAUCACAACAACUACAUCUAUCCUACAUGUCAAACAUCACACUCGAACCUGCUGCUCAAAAAUUUGCAGACGCCACGUCUAAAGAGCCUUUCCUCUUCCAACUUUCGCCUGAGGAAGGUAGAAAGAUUUUUGACGAUGUUCAGAAAGAAUCAAUUGCCUACAAUGAUGGCAUUCAAAGCGAAUUGAUCAAAUUAUCUGAUUUUGAGGUUAAAUUGAUUAAGCCUAAAAAAUCUUCCUCAACCAAAUUACCGGUAGUCUUUUAUGUUCAUGGAGGCGGUUGGGUAUUUGGUUCUCCAGACGGAUUCGGUAGAUUGUUAGGAGAAAUCUCAAAAGGCGUUAAUGCUGCUGUGUUCGCAAUUAAUUAUACUCGUUCUCCCGAGGCAAAGUAUCCAACUGCUUUAGACCAAAUCUGGCAAACGUUACAAUACAUCACUGAGAAUGGUGAUAAGCACAAUGUAGAUACAAGCAAGAUUGCUAUCUCGGGCGAUUCAGUAGGCGGCAACAUGUCAGCCAUAACAGCAUUGCGCGAUCAAGGCAAGCAUUUGUGUGGUCAAGCAUUAUUGUACCCAGUAGCAGAUUUUUCCUUCGAUUCUGGAUCCUAUCAUGAAUUUGCAAAGGGCUUUUUCCUGCAACGUGAUGGUAUGAAAUGGUUCUUCGAUCAAUACACCGGUGGUGUGAAUGAAAGUUCAGAUGACACAAGAAUCUCUGUAUUGAGAACAAGUAAAUCUGACUUGGCCAAAGCACCUCCAGCCUUGAUCUUAACUGCGGAAGCAGAUGUCUUGCGCGAUCACGGUGAACAAUACGCCAAUAAGUUACGUGAUGCUGGAGUUCAAGUCACCAGUGCUCGUUUAGGUGGAAUCAUUCAUGACUUUUUAUUGCUCGAUCCUCUUAAAGAUACAGGUGCAGCCAAAGCUGGUCGCACACUUCUCAUUGCUCAAUUGAAAGAGUGGCUUGCCUGAACAAGUAUCUUUUGCACGGCCAUGGAUGAUAUGGUAUUCUUGAAUUCCAUUAGAUUAUCGAAAAGAGAUGGUCUUACGGUGAAAAUUUUCAAGAAUCAAGAAUUUGUGCCUCGUCGGUACUUUACGAUAACCAGUCAAAAAGAUAGCUUUUCAUCGAAUACGAAAUCAUUAAAUGCUCGUGGGAAAAUGUACAUAUUCAUUUUGAAGCUUAAUGAUAACUUUGCCCGUAGCUCUGUUGCUCAUCAAAUGGGCAAAAGCAUCUAGAGACUUUUCGAAUUCAUAUUCAGAGUC
Messenger RNA from Meira miltonrushii, 1414 nucleotides. RefSeq names its product putative lipase. NCBI's taxonomy places the organism in Eukaryota, Fungi, Basidiomycota, Exobasidiomycetes, Exobasidiales, Brachybasidiaceae. The transcript is spliced from 5 exons. The record is from RefSeq and is a predicted model, not a curated record. The coding region runs from base 191 to 1123 and encodes 310 amino acids. Gene Ontology annotation, molecular function: hydrolase activity.